Chaetomium globosum CBS 148.51 is the source of this 2016-nucleotide messenger RNA. RefSeq lists its product as uncharacterized. The transcript is spliced from 3 exons. Gene Ontology annotation, molecular function: preribosome binding; RNA binding; ATP hydrolysis activity. Gene Ontology annotation, cellular component: nucleus. Gene Ontology annotation, biological process: ribosome biogenesis. Bases 1 to 2016 code for a protein of 671 amino acids. NCBI's taxonomy places the organism in Eukaryota, Fungi, Ascomycota, Sordariomycetes, Sordariales, Chaetomiaceae. The record is from RefSeq and is a predicted model, not a curated record.
AUGAGAUUGGGGUUAGACCGUGAGGUUUACCAAAUUAUUCUCAAACUAGAAGAAGAAGGGAGUGAAAGCGGGCGGAAACCCCGACUCACUGUAGGAUCGGUCUACGUACAGAUAAAGGCGGCAAAGGCGGAACGCGACCAGAAUAUCAUCAAUCGCCAAAUCGCCAAGGCUUGGGGUUUCGCGAACAACGAAAAGAGCGAGAAGAGCGCCGGUACAGACUCUACCAUCACACCUGCUGCGACACCAGCUACAACGCCUGGUGCACCACCACCCGAGGCUAUUGGGAGGGCACCCAGCAUGGAUACUCCUGGCACUACCGGGGACAGGCAAGCGAAUGGGGAACCGCGACCCAAGAAGCGGAAGAGUGGCCCCAAGGAGGUCGACCGGAGCCCUCCAUCAAACGUAUCUAUUCUAGACAUUGCCGGUGUGGACGAUACGCUCGACAGGCUGCUGGGACGAGGAACAUCCGCGACGUGUUCCGACGAGGCCAUUCGCCUCGCACCCUGCCUCGUGUUCUUCGACGAAAUUGAUUCCAUCGCGGGGAGGCGAGAGAGCGCCAACAAGGGAAUGGAGAGCCGUAUCGUGGCAGAGAUCAUGAACGGCAUGGACCGCAUUAAACAACAAACCCCGCUGGGCAAGAACGUGGUAGUCCUAGCGGCUACCAACCGACCCGACUUUUUAGACCCGGCCAUCCGCCGCCGCUUCAGCUCCGAGAUCGACAUGGGGAUGCCAAACGAGAAAGCACGCGAACACAUCCUCCGGUCCUUGACCCGCGAUCUCAGCCUCGCAGACGACGUUGAUUUUAGGGAGCUGGCCAAGCUGACUCCCGGCUACGUCGGUAGUGACCUCCAGUACGUCGUCAAGGCCGCCGUGUCCGGCAGCUGCCGCGGCAAGCUCGAGGAUCUCCUCCGCAAAGCCCGCGCGCUGGGCGCCCCCGACUACCUCACCGCGGCUUCGCAGAAGCAACGCGACUGGGUCCUCCUCGAAGACCACCGCCGCGCGCCCUGGGAGGAGAGCCAUAUCACCAUGGGCCAGUUCAAGUCCGCCGUAUCGCGUGUCCAACCCGCUUCCAAGCGCGAGGGUUUCAGCACCAUCCCGGACACGACGUGGGCGCACGUGGGCGCGCUCGACGACGUGCGCAAGAAGCUUGAGAUGUCCAUCAUCGGGCCCAUCAAAAACCCAGAGCUCUUCACGCGCGUGGGCAUCAAGCCGGCCGCGGGUAUUCUACUAUGGGGCCCGCCAGGGUGCGGAAAGACGCUCGUGGCCAAGGCGGUGGCCAACGAGUCCAAGGCCAACUUCAUCUCCAUCAAGGGCCCAGAACUACUCAACAAAUACGUGGGGGAGUCGGAACGAGCAGUGCGACAACUAUUCGCGCGGGCCAAAUCCUCGGCCCCCUGCAUCCUGUUCUUCGACGAGAUGGACGCGCUGGUGCCGCGGCGCGACGACUCGCUCUCGGACGCCAGCGCGCGCGUCGUCAACACGCUGCUCACCGAGCUCGACGGCGUCGGCGACCGCUCGGGCAUCUACGUCAUCGGCGCCACCAACCGGCCCGACAUCAUCGACGAGGCCAUCCGCCGCCCGGGCCGCCUCGGCACCAGCAUCUACGUCGGCCUGCCCUCGGCCCCGGACCGCGUCGCCAUCCUGCGCACCCUCUUUCGCAACACCGUCUCCAAGGCCCGCGCCGAGCGCCGCCAGCUCGAGGCCGCCACAGCAGCCGGCACCGACGUCGACAUGACCGACCUCCCUACCACCACAACCACCCCCGAAGCGGACCUCGAAAGAGUCGCCCUCGACAUACGCUGCACGGGCUUCUCGGGCGCCGACCUGGGCAACCUGAUGCAGGCGGCGGCGCAAGCCUGUCUGGAGCGGGCCUACCUGAUGCAGCGGACGGGUGGGGGCGGCGGCGCUGCAGGUGCGGCGGCCGACCCGGUGAUCACGGCGGCGGACUGGGAGAGGGCGCUGAGGGAGACGAAGCCGAGUGUGAAGGAUGCUGGGAGGUAUACGCUUGAGGGGUAG